This is a messenger RNA of Venustampulla echinocandica, 369 nucleotides long. RefSeq lists its product as uncharacterized. The coding region runs from base 1 to 369 and encodes 122 amino acids. Lineage: Eukaryota; Fungi; Ascomycota; Leotiomycetes; Helotiales; Pleuroascaceae. The record is from RefSeq and is a predicted model, not a curated record. The transcript has a single exon.
AUGCAAGCCAGCAGCCAGCCCUUGCCGUGCCUAAUCGGGAUCCCGGGAGGCCAACUUCAAGACCGUAUCAAACAAUGUGACCGCAACGUCUCUCUUGCGGAUUCGGAUUUGCAUGUCAAAUUGGUUGUCGAUGGCAGGUGGCUCAUCCGGUUGAACCGCCCAGCACGCCACGCAAAGGCCAGCAAAGCGUUCGAGGUUGUUCCGCCUCUGAGUCGACUAUCCACGAGUCGGAGGUUCGAAACACGCACAGAAACAUCUCCCGACCUGGCGAGCCUGGCCUCGUCUGCCAACUCGCUCGCUCGGCGCACCGGCUCGUGGAGCGCGAUCGUCACGACACAUCACUUGUCGGAAAGGGCGAAUUACGCUUAA